ACACACACACACACACACACACACACACACACACACAUAGAAAAAAGCUUUAUGUGAUAUUUCCAGUGCUAGCUUCACCAAAAAUUUUAGUCUAAAGGUACAUCACGAAAUUCAUACUGGUGGAACAAAUGUAAAAUAUAUUAUCAGAGGUUUAGUUCUAAGAGGAAUUUAUCGAAUCAUUGCUCGAUGCAUACUGGCGAGAAACCAUAUGAAUGCGACUUUUGUCACCGUAAAUUUAUAAAAAAAAAUAUUGUUUAUAUUCAUUUAGAGAAAAAAUUCCAUUUACAAUACAUCUACGAAAACAUAUUAGCGAAAAAACCAUUUUAUUGUAGGAAGCAUAUCAGGUACAAAGCUAAUGCUGAGUUAAGUGUCAACUUAACAAAGCAUACGGGCGAAACACUACACGAGUGUAGUCUGCCAACGUAAAGUAAAAUUUCGAAAAUAAUCUGUGUUGACUUCUGAAAAUGUCAGGUGUAACAACCAACCUAUAACUGUCAAGUAGGUGUCAACGCCAAAACUUUAUAACAACCCUCAAGUGCUUAUGGAAACCCAUGACAAAUCAUUUCAAUGCAAUGUGUGUGGACGCAUAUUGGCAUUACAAUCGCGUUUACACAUACAGGUGAGAAACCUUACAAAUAAGACAUCUGUGAAAGUUGUUUUCUUUGGAAAAGUUCCGCUAACGAAUAUUCAACAAUUUGAAGAAAAAUCAACAGCAAGCAAACGUGUUCAGUCUUUAGAACGUGUAACUAUAGACGAUACCUUACUCUUCGUCUGUCAGUUUUGUCAAAAAACGUUUGUCAAUGAAAGAAAAAUACGCGUUCAUUUGAGAGAGCAUAAACCUUAUGGUUGUGCAAUUUGUCAAAAACGAUUUGAUAGGCCGUUUUAUUUGCAGAGGCAUAUCAAAUCACAUUCCGGUGUAAGGCCUUACGCGUGUCAUAUUUGUGAUAAAAGAUUUGGUGAGCCACGUCACUUGAAACAGCAUUUAGCUACACAUACAGACGAGAAACCUUACGAAUGUGAUAUUUGUCAUCACAGAUUUCUCAAAAAGUCUAAUUUGAAUAAACAUAUAACGAAACACACCGGCGAGAAACCUUACGAAUGUGAUGUUUGUCAUCGUAGAUUUAGGGAAAAGUUUCCUUUCAAAAUACAUUUGAGAAUGCACACUGGUGAGAAGCCAUUUCAAUGUCAUUUUUGCGGCAAAAGGUUCCGUUCAAAUAACGAAUUACAAGUACAUUUAAAAACUCAUACUGGCAGUGAAUCUAAACCUAAUGAUUGUAGUAAAAAAUUGAUAAAGAGGGAAAGAAGCGACCGCACGUCCGGGAAAUCAUAUGAAUGUGACGUUUGUUAUCGUACAUUCAAUGUGAAGGCAAACAUGAAAACACAUCGCCGAACACAUACUGGCGAGAAACCUUACCAAUGUUCUGUCUGCCAGCGCACUUUUACUGCAAGUUACACUUUAGAUAGACACUUCAAAACUCAUACAGGCGAGAAAUCUCACGAAUGUGAAAUUUGCCACCGUAAGUUUACAAUGAAACAACAUCUUAAAGUACAUUUGAGGACGCACACAGGUGAAAAACCGUAUGAGUGUAAUAUUUGUCAGCGACGUAUUCGAGCUAGGUAUACUUUAGAUGUGCAUAUGAGAACUCAUACUGGUGAGAAACCUUUUGAAUGUACUGUUUGUCAACGUAAGUUUGCUCUGAAGCAAACCUUAGAGAGUCACUUGAAAACACACAACAGCGAAAAACGCACACAUUGAAUACUGUAAUCCCAAAUUACUCAAUUGUAUUACCUCAACUUAUUGAUGACAAACCUAUCUCAGGACUGAAUAUAGUAGAAUAAAAGUUUACGUUUCGUGGCUAAUAUGAAUAAAGGAUGUAAGAAAAGUUUAUUGAUUCUGACUAGAAAUAAGUUAAAGCGUGAGUAGGGCAUAUAUUAAUUUAUUCUUAAUUCUUAACAUGGUCAGUGACCUUAUCUCUCAAUUAAACAUGUGUUAUGAAUUGAAGACGGAUACAUGAAAUCUUCAAUAAUAAUUUUACCAAGUUGUGUGAAUAUUAAUUAAUGAACAUUACAAUGUUUGAUAAAUACUUUUUAUAUUGCACAGAUUGCUAGAAGUGGUUACGCGCUACUUUGUUAAACUACAUAUGCACUUAAUUAUUUAUAUCCUGAAUUCCUGACGGAUUACUGGACCAGACGCUUCUCUUUCUCUCUCUCCCUCUCUUCCUCGCUAUCGGAAGUGGAGCUGGGGCUCGAUUCUCACGCUAUCGUAAUUCACUUCAUCAGUUUUCUCCAUUUUUUUUUUCUGAAUGUCUAGCACAGUUUCUGACGGUGAUUUACAAAAAAUCACCGUUUCAAAAUAAGUUUCAAACUGUUCCUUUAUCAAUUUGCUUACACCAUUACACCAUUUUAAACCAUUGAACAAAAUUGGAGAAAAUUUAUAAAGUGAACUUCGAUUGCAUGAGAAUCGUGCCCCUGAUUGUAGAGGGAGAUGUGGCCUCUGACAAUUGGCAAGGCAAAAUUCCCCCACUUGACGACCACUUUAAAAUUUAUCUUAUGGUAGUAAACUUAAGGCUGGAUUUAGCUUUUUUCUGUAGAGCAAUCCGUCAGCUAAUAUUCGUAGUAACAAGAAUCUUCAUUUUUGCCCGCUACUUACUGCUCUGUGAAAAUUAUGAUAAAUAAAAAUGUUAAUUUAUAUUGUAGUUACUGUUUUUAUAAAAGUACACGUAGUGAUUACACACAAUUUAUUUAAACACAAAGUUUUUAAGUGUAUUAUUAAGAUUUUUGUAUAUUUUCCAUCUAGAUUGAUUAAAUGUUAUAAAUGCAUGAUAAUAACCUAUUUUGAGUAAAAUUAUGUAAUAAAUUAUAGUAUUACAGUU
Plodia interpunctella (Indianmeal moth) is the source of this 2873-nucleotide messenger RNA. RefSeq names its product zinc finger protein 271-like. The record is from RefSeq and is a predicted model, not a curated record. The transcript is spliced from 2 exons. Bases 542 to 1756 code for a protein of 404 amino acids. Lineage: Eukaryota; Metazoa; Arthropoda; Insecta; Lepidoptera; Pyralidae.